AUGCAGGAGAUGGAGGAGAAAGUUCCUGCUGUCCAGACACAAUUCCUUUCAUCUAACCAGAAGUGGGAGGGGAGCCGAGGAAGGCUGAAAAGGCAACGAUACCAGGAACUGCCAUUGGAAGGAGCUGUCUGCACCUCACAGUGCUCUACUGAGCAUGUCUCAGAGGAGCCUUAUGCUGGCAACACAUUAUGCAAAAAGGCAGCUCGAGCAGCCGAGAGAGAGUCAGAGCAAGCCUUCUCUCCCUUUGCAUCACCACUGCUCAAAAGGACCCCUAGAUUACUUGAGAGGGCCUGCCUGCCUGCCCAGGUGAACAAAGCCAAGCACCAUGGCUUGAUUCCUGACGUCGCCCGACAGCUAAACACCAUGGGGAACCAAGAUGGGAAGCUGAAGAGGAAUGCAGGUGAUGUACACGAAGGCGGCGAGGAUGCUUCUGGGCCCAGGGAUGCUGAGGGCACAAAGAAAGGAGGGGGGAGCAAAAAGACCCUGGGCAGGCAUGGCAAAGGGGGAGAAUCAAAGAAGAAGGGCAAAUCUGAAGCCAGGUCAUCUGUGUUUUCCAAUCUGCGCAUCCGGAAAAACCUCUCCAAGUCUAAAGAUGGAAACAGCAGCUCGAGAGAGGACGUGUUAGAAAGCCAGGCCGUGCACACAGGAGAGCUAGACAGUGCUCACUCCAUCCUCAGCAAAACUCCUGAUAUAAGCAUUUCUGCAGAUGAAGGGGGUCUCUCGGAUACCGAUGCGGAUCAUUUUGAAAAUACAAAUGAAACUCGCCCUGCAGCUGCCGAGCCGCAAGAUGGACAAAGAACCAGCUCCGGCUCCGAUACGGAUAUAUACAGUUUUCAUUCAGCCACCGAACAAGAGGAUUUGCUUUCUGAUAUUCAGCAGGCAAUUAGACUGCAACAGCAGCAACAGCAGCAGCAGCAGGGGACAAUUAACAUUGGAACUGAGCAGCAGGGCACCAAAACAAUGGCCCUACACAUGGCUAAUUCUCAAGCAACCCCAUUAGAUUUUGAAAGGUUUCUUUCAUUCAGCAGUGACAAAAACAGUAGCCCGGAUACCGAGCAGCCGGUCUCUGCUAAAUCAGAAAUCGUAGAAUAUGUCCCGAGCUGUCAGCCUGAAGUGCCAGAAAGGGCAAAUGGAAUGGGGCACUCCUGCAGCAGUGUGUUUGAGAUGCAGGAAGGACCCGAGCAAUUGUCAGCAGAAGAGGAACAAUCUGCUGGGGAAGGAGGAGACCACUUCUCUACUCCCAAUGCUGCAAUUACAGAAGAGGGGGCUCUGCUGGGCAGUUCGGUCUUUCAUUUCCCACCCCCGGCUGGGGAAUCUGAGACUGAAAGCGUUGCUGUUGAAGGUACAGGUGGCGAAAGGGAGGCUGAACCAGCAGAUGCAGGCGGGGAUCAGGUUGCUGUGGCCACAGACAGGAAAUGGAGUUUGUCAACCAGCAGAGAAGCAGUGGAGGAGGGCUUUUCCGUGGAAAUGAAAAAUGGGACUUAUUCCUCAGAGGAUGUCUCCAGCAGUCCAGUGCACACUUCCAAAUGUUUUAAAUCGUACCCUUUCAUCAACCCCUGCUACAUCAAAACCACCACUAGGCAGCUGAGCUCUCCGAACCGUUCACCCGGCCUCUCCCCCUCACAGAGCCCUCUCUUUAAAAGGAGACGGGAGCCCGCUCGGCUAAAAGAGAAGGUGACAAGUAAGAAACAGAGAUCUGCCAGUUUGGCAGGGGCAUUUAGCCGAUCUGCGGACUGGACUCAUGAGGUUUCGGAUCAGCCCAGUGAAAUAGCUCAAAAGUCAGGCUCUGCAGAUUUUUUGGAGUACAGGCAGUCCAGAGAUGGUAUCCAAGGGGAAAGAGUGCCUUUGAAUCAUUUGAGAAAGUUCUCAGGAAUGUCACCUUCUACUGAUGCCUUCCCUAAUGUUUUUCGAGGGCGAACUCUGCUAGAAAAGCUCUCCAGUCAGCAGGAGAAUGCACCCCAAGAAGAAGCAGAGAAGCUUUGUUCUUGGAUCAUUGCAAUGGGUCUUUUGCUCCCCUUCAGUGACUGCUUCAGAGAACCAAGUAGUCAGAAUGCACAACAAAGUGCACCAGCAUUUGAUCAAGAUCAACUUUAUACUUGGGCUGCAGUCAAUCAACCCACUCAUUCAUCAGAUUACACAGAAGGAAGAUUUCCCAGGACAACUCCAUCAGUCUGGUCAGCCGCAAAGCCUCCAGAUGAAGAACAGAAAGUGCACCAUAUAAAGAAAGAACCUGAAGCUGCUACUGAGGCAACAGAGACAGAAGAUACAGAGAUUGUUCAACAGGUACAGGAAAAUGUUACAGUGAAAUCAGAAAUGCGGGCAAAUGAAAUUCAGCGGCUGGAGCAAACCAUACAGGAUUUAAAAACAAAAAUUGCAGAGCUGGAGAAACAGUUUCCAGAAACAGAGGUGUUGGUUUCAAGCAGAAGUGUGUGGAAUGAGACCGAACAGCCAACUCGUGAAGGACUAUCUAACAUAGCUCUUCGAGAACAUGAAUUGUGUGCUCUAGUUAAAACUAUAACUGCAACAUCUGUGCAGACAUCUCCAACAGAUGAUUGUUUAACACACAUAAUGCCUUCAGACAGUGCACUGCCACAAGCACCUCCCCACCUCAAUGGGGAUCCAGGUCAAGGGCCAACCCAGCCAUUGCCAACACUUGAGCCACAAUCCACUUUUUGCUCUGAAAUAGCUUUAGUUCUGUCACCAAAACAGAUUUCAGUACAGCUGGAUGCUUCCCAGGAACAAUUGACAAUGCCACAAACUUCAUCAUGGAAUGAACAUUCCUCAUCUUUAUCUUCUCCCAUUAUUUCUGGUCCUCUAUCUACUGACACUGGAAUUUCCCUGCCUGGAGCAGGUGGCCCAUUUUUAUCUUCAUCAGUGUCGCCUCCCUCAUCCCUCUCUGCCUCAGGAUAUUUAGGGUCCUCAUCUGACAUAGUACCAACCUCUGCUCCAUCAUUCCCCACCAAAAGGACUACUUCCCCAUCAUGUCUGACAGGAAUGGACGGGAUGCCAUCUACCCCUACUUUAUCUCCUCCUUCCAUGCCACCUUUGCCUACUGCUGGACUACCUACCGAGAUCUCAUCUCUACCACUUUUUCCUGUAACUGGAAUUCCACCUCCUCCACCAUUGCCAGGACCAGUUACUUCCUUUUUGCCAGGGAUAGUGCCACCUCCUCCGCCACCACCCCCAUUACCAGGCAUGGGAGUGCCACCCCCUCCUCUGCCACCCCCAUUGCCAGGCAUGAGAGUGCCACCCCCUCCGCCACCCCCUCCAUUGCCAGGCAUGGGAGUGCCACCCCCUCCGCCACCCCCUCCGCCACCCCCUCCAUUGCCAGGCAUGGGAGUGCCACCCCCUCCACCCCCACCCCCAUUGCCAGGCAUGGGAGUGCCACCACCUCCUCCCCCUUUGCCAGGCAUGGGAAUGCCACCACCUCCUCCACCUUUGCCAGGCAUGGGAAUGCCACCACCUCCUCCCCCUUUGCCAGGCAUGGGAGUGUCAUCCCCUCCUCCACCACCUCCUUGGCCAGGUAUGGGGGGACCUCCUCCCCCUCCCCCUCUGCAAGGACUGACAGGGCUGCCUCCUCCACCCCCUUUGCCUGGGGUGGGAGCUCCUCCUCUGCCUGGAAUAGGCAUGCCACCACCCCCAGCUCCUAGUCUUCCACAUGUGUCUGGGUUUCUUCCUCUUCCCUUGCCAACUGGUUUAUUUGUCAUGGGAAUUAACCAGGAAAAAACUAGCAGAAAACAUGCAAUAGAACCUUCUCGACCCAUGAAGCCUCUUUAUUGGACAAGAAUCCAGCUUCAUAAUAAAAGAGAUUCUAGUGCUUCACUUGUUUGGGAAAAAAUUGAAGAGCCUUCAAUAGAUUAUCAUGAAUUUGAAGAACUGUUUUCUAAAACAGCUGUUAAAGAGAGGAAAAAGCCUAUUUCGGAUACCAUCACCAAGACAAAGAAUAAACAAGUUGUCAAAUUAUUAAGCAACAAAAGAUCACAAGCAGUUGGUAUAUUAAUGUCCAGUCUUCAUUUAGACAUGAAAGAUAUACAGCAUGCUGUCAUGAACUUGGACAACUCUGUGGUGGACUUAGAGACUCUUCAAGCCCUUUAUGAGAAUAGAGCACAAUCUGAUGAACUGGAAAAGAUAGAAAAGCAUGGCAAAUCAAGUAAAGAAAAGGAGAAUGCCAAAUCUUUGGACAAACCUGAACAGUUUCUUUAUGAGCUCUCCCUGAUUCCCAACUUCUCUGAAAGAGCCUUUUGUAUCCUGUUCCAAUCAACAUUCUCCGAAAGCAUUUCCUCUCUCCGAAGCAAACUUGAAUUGUUGCAGAAACUGUGUGAGAUGUUGAAAAGUGGCUCAGGAGUUAUGCGGGUUCUCGGCUUGGUCCUCGCUUUUGGGAAUUACAUGAAUGGUGGAAAUAGGACAAGAGGACAAGCAGAUGGCUUUGGUCUAGACAUACUUCCCAAACUCAAAGAUGUCAAGAGUAGUGAUAACAGCAGGAGUCUUCUGUCAUAUAUUGUCUCAUAUUAUUUGCGCAAUUUUGAUGAGGAUGCUGGAAAAGAACAAUGCAUCUUCCCUCUUCCAGAACCGCAGGAUCUUUUUCAAGCUUCUCAGCUAAAAUUUGAAGAGUUCAGCAAGGAUCUUCGCAAACUGAGAAAAGACUUGAAAGCGUGUGAGACAGAAGCAGGCAAGGUUUGCCAGUUUUCAUUAGAAGAACACAUCCAGCCCUUUAAAGACAACAUGGACAAAUUCAUUAGUCAAGCUAAAACUGACCAUGAGAUGGAAGAAAAAUCUCUGGCAGAGACCCACAAAAGUUUUUUGGAGACUGCAGCAUAUUUCUGUAUGAAAGCAAAAAUGGGUGAAAAGGAGGUUUCCUUGAAUGCUUUCUUCAGCAUAUGGCAUGAAUUCAGUUCUGACUUUAAAGAAUUUUGGAAAAAGGAAAAUAAACUUAUUUUGCAAGAAAGACUUAAAGAGGCUGAAGAAGUAUGUAGACAGAAAAAAGGAAAAUCACUUUACAAUAUAAAACAAAAGCAUGAUUCUGGAAUUAAAGCAAAGAUAAGUAUGAAAAUAUGA
Messenger RNA from Thamnophis elegans (Western terrestrial garter snake), 5055 nucleotides. RefSeq names its product formin 2 (gene FMN2). NCBI's taxonomy places the organism in Eukaryota, Metazoa, Chordata, Lepidosauria, Squamata, Natricidae. The record is from RefSeq and is a predicted model, not a curated record. Gene Ontology annotation, cellular component: endoplasmic reticulum membrane; cytoplasm; nucleus. The coding region runs from base 1 to 5055 and encodes 1684 amino acids. The transcript has 19 exons. Gene Ontology annotation, biological process: intracellular transport.